UGCGUCAUAUAAAAGCGACCGUGUCUAACCGGAAGUGCCUUUGACUCACUAGUCAGCCUUCAAUGCUAGUAACGUUUUAAGUUAAAGAUAUUGUCCACACAAUGCUUAAUGACAAUGAGUUUGCCACGUUGCGGAAUAGAUUUAAGAGGGAUGCGGAGUUUCUUAUGCAAACAACGAGAAAUGGUGACGAAGAUGAAAAGAGUCAAGAGGAAAAAGAUGGCAAACCUCUCCCUCGCAUCAACAGACACUCCGUUUUCUGGAUUUUGGCAUCUGUAGGUGUGACCUACUACGUGGACUUCUUCCACAACAUCAUAGAGAGUGAUGAUAUCAAAAGUUGGUGGUUCAAUGUGGGUCUUGCACUCCUCGGAAUCUGCUUGUCUCUGGCCAUGUUUUGCAUUGUAUACCUGGAGUGGUUCAAAGGGAUCCGGCACUAUGACCAAGAAUACCCUGCCAUUCCUCCCAUCACCACUGCAGCCUUUAUCGCAGCAUCUUGCAGCCUGAACAUGGCCCUUUGGCCAUUGUGGUCCUUCUUCACUCCGCUCAUCCUCUUCACACAGUUCAUGGGUGUGGUCAUGUUCAUCUCUUUGCUUGGAUAAAUGUGACAGGUGUAUAUGUUUGAAGUGAAAUAUUGUGUCAUUGAACAUUACAUAUUUAAUCUGGACUUUACAUAAUCUUGUUAUGCACAAUGUUAAGUUUUCUUCUGGUAGUUUUUCUCUAUUUCUAACACAUCUCAAGGAUUACAACUGAGUCAGCAAUCUUCCUCUUACUGACAGAUCAUUUCUUCCAAGAAUAUAAAUUAUUCCAGCACAGAAAUUAAACGCAUGCAUAAUGCUAUGCGGCUCAAUUU
This is a messenger RNA of Pungitius pungitius (ninespine stickleback), 847 nucleotides long. RefSeq names its product transmembrane protein 128 (gene tmem128). Bases 102 to 596 code for a protein of 164 amino acids. The record is from RefSeq and is a predicted model, not a curated record. Lineage: Eukaryota; Metazoa; Chordata; Actinopteri; Perciformes; Gasterosteidae. The transcript has 4 exons.